GCUAUCGUGUGAGCUAAAAUUAACCAGUUCUUCACCGAAAAUAGCUAGCGCUAGACGGUUGAAGCUAAUAUAAAAAAAACCGAAAAUCAGCACGCAAAUUAAGAGGGAUGGGAUAUUGUAACUAACUUCAUAACGUGAAAUCCAUUAGCAAAUUACCACAAUGAAUACAUAUAUAUAAAGAAAAACAGUGUUAUCUAGUACUGUUAUCUUUAUUCGACGUUUUUAUCUGUAAAUCCGUAGUCAAUGUCGGCUGAGUUCAGUACAAACUGUAGUGUCGAACGAAAAGUUAUUGUGUUGCACCCAGUUUUGUGAUAAAACGAAUAAAUUGUAAUUAAGUGAAAUGUAUAACAACGAAUCGCAAUUUAAUGACCCGAAAGGGCAGGGUCAGCCCCCUCCAUACACCGACACCCCCCCCUCAGACGUCAGAAACACGCCAUACACGGAUAACGCACCACCACCGAACGUACAGUAUGCCCAGCAACCACAGUAUCCGCCACCUCCAAUGAUGGCCAGACCAGGAGUGGUAUACCAAGGCAAUGUGAACGUGGUGCCAGGAGUCAUACCUGUGGUUGUAGGACCUCAGAUGGGGCCUAAAGAGUCUCCUAUGACCUGCCCGUCUUGCAACCAUCAGAUUGUUACAAGGGUCGAAUAUAAGUCGAAUAUGAGGACUCAUUUGUUUGCUGCUCUGCUUUGUAUUGUUGGAUGCUGGCCGUGCGCUUUCGUUCCAUACUUCGUUGACAGCUGUCGUAAUGCAGACCAUUACUGUCCAAAUUGCAGCGCUUACAUCGGCAGCUACGUCAGCAAAACCCUUCCCCCACCGUACACAGAUGAGAACCUGGCGGAAAACGCGCCACAAACUUCGGGAGUAGUCUACCAGGCCAAUGUCAUCCCCGUAGUCAUCGGGCCCCAGAUGGGUCCCAAGGAAUCUCCCAUGUCCUGCCCGUCUUGCAACCAACAGAUUGUCACAAGAAUCGAAUACAAGUCUACUACAAAAACCCAUUUGUUUGCUGCAUUGCUUUGUUGCAUUGGAUGCUGGCCAUGUGUGUGCAUUCCCUACUGCGUCCACAGUUGCCAAAACGCCGACCACUACUGCCCGAACUGCAGCGCGUACAUUGGCAGUUACAAGAGCUAGAACCUUUACUAUUGAUAACUGGUUCCUUUAUCUGAAAUACGUGGAAAACAACCUUAUGAUAAGUGCCAUAAGAUUGUGGUAUCAAUUUUUAUAUAAUAUGACUAAAUGAUUUGUUCUGUACCUAAUUUUUGAAGUCAAGGCUGGCGACCUUUCUUAACACAAGCUAGCGACCAUUUGACAUAGGUAGGUCGCCGAGAUGUGAAGGUUGCUAGGAUCCUGGGUCGCCAGCUUUUAUACAUAUUAUUUUAGGUACUUGCUUUAUUGAUGAUCUAAUAUUUUUAUGUACCACCAAAAUGUUUCAAUCGUUUGACAUUGAAACAAAAGAAUAACUGUGUUAUAUUACCUAAGCUUAGUUUAUAACGACGGUUAUUUAUUAUGCGAUACUACAUUUCAUAAAAUUCACAAAACAUUAAUGUUACUCUACUUUUUACUAAUCUUACCCAUAAUCGUAUAUAAUAUAAUAAUAAUCGUAAUAAUCGUAUAAGUUCUAUAACUGUAUUAUCUGUUACAUUCAAAUUCUAUUGUAAUCCUAUUUCAUCGCCUUAUAUCUAGUGCCUGUCAAUUUUCUAAAUCCUAUUAGGUAUUCAUUAUUUCUACUUUAAAUCUUUACUUAAAACCUAAUAAAGAAAAAAAUAAUGAUCUUUUUAAUUCAAUAAACAAAACUGAAACUUUUAUUCUACUUCUUCCUCUUCCUUUAACAAACGAAUGUUUCUUUAUUUGAUGAUUAAAAUUCGUUAUUAAAACUGAAUGUGGCAUAGGCCCUAAGAAAUUGACAUUAUUUAUCUAUCAUCAUUGAUAUAUUAAUACAUGUGGAAUGCGCAUUUCAACAUAGACAUUAUAAUUACAAAAAACAAUAACUGAUUAUCCCGGCACGAGAUAGUCAUGGAAUCAAUUUAGUGUUAGUAGUAACUGACCUAUCAUCACUGACAGGACUAUUAUGAUGAAUAAAUCUGAUACAGUGAUGAUGAUUGAUUCGCGUCGCACUGACUGUGAUUACAACUGUGUCAUUGUGCAUUUUUUUGUAAUGAUAAGUGUCUGGACAUUUUCAUUCAUCGUCAUGUUGGAUAGGGGGUCUACUGUUAAUGACCAGAACCAGUAAUCGUCAUAAAAGAUUAUGAAAGUAUCUGUAUGUGAAAAAUAUGUAUUAAAAACAUUAUUACCUUAUUUAAA
Molecule: messenger RNA, 2302 nt
Organism: Helicoverpa zea (corn earworm)
Lineage: Eukaryota; Metazoa; Arthropoda; Insecta; Lepidoptera; Noctuidae
Exons: 6
Coding region: 341-1132 (263 amino acids)
Molecular function (GO): zinc ion binding
Source: RefSeq, a predicted model, not a curated record